UAUCUUGUUUCCAUCAGCACAGGUAGAUCUGCAAGUAGGCCUUGUGGUCCCUCUUGCACCAGUACGUACUAGCAGGAUCAAGACCAUAACCUGACUGACUCGGCUCUCGCUCUAGUCAAGACAGAUGAACGGAGCUGGAUCCAUGCUUGGCUGUUUGUAAUACAGCAGUUUCAGCUGAUGCUGAUCAGUUUCUGAGGGAAGCAAUGAGACUGAAACUUCUGCACCUUCAGAUUAGGUCUUUCCACGCUUUAACAACGGUCUGCCAGUGCCAAAGCUUCGAUAAAACUGGAUGUCCGCUAUCAAAGCUGGAUAAUGAAGUUGACAGAACAGCUCACAGAACAGCAAAGUCUUGGAAUUUGUACGCUCUGAAAACUGCUUCCUCUUUUUUGACAAGUCGAUGCGUGCAAGUCAAGAAUUGGCAGUUGCUCCAAGGAAAUGUAUCGGCUUUGGGAAAAAAUGUUUACUAUCAGAGUGGGGAGGGUUUUUUUCCGUUCUGGAAAUGUUUUGGUGUGGCGACAACUGAAAACUACAAGCUCAAUACAGAGCAUAUUAAAAAGCUUAGAAACAUCUCAUCAAGGUUUUACUCGGUUGUAUCAGCUGGUAAAAUUAUUCCAAAACACAGUAACCAGCCAGUUAAGAGGCCACCGAAGGCACCAAGGACCAAGCAGCCAUCCAGAACUAACCAGCCACUACUGUCAGACAUGGAGAAUCUGAUGCAGUGCACAGCCUUUGCAACAGCAGAUGAAUAUCAUCUUGGUAAUCUGUGUCAUGACCUGACUUCACAUGGAUAUGUUGAAAUAACAAGUUUGCCUAGAGAUGCUGCAAACGUUUUGGUGAUUGGUACUGAGAAAUCUGCAAAAGAAGAUGAUCCUGGCAUGAUUUUUUUCUUCAGGGAAGGGGCUGUUGUGUUUUGGAAUGUGGAAGAGAAAAGUAUGAAGAAUGUCAUGCGAGUGUUAGAACAGCAUGAAAUUCAGCCAUAUGAAGUUGCACUAGUCCAUUGGGAGAAUGAAGAGAUGAACUAUAGAAUAGGAGAAGGUCAGUCAAAGCUUCAUAAAGGAGAAAUCUUGUUAAAUUCUGAGCUGGAUAGUGAUGAAGUUGUUCUGCAGAAAUUUGCCUUUUCAAAUGCCCUUUGUCUUUCUGUAAAGCUGGCUAUUUGGGAAUCAUUAUUGGAUAACUUCGUGGAAUCUAUCCAGUCAAUUCCUGAGAUACUGAAGUCACGAAGGAAGGUAAAACUGUCUCAUGCAGAUGUAAUGCAGAAAAUUGGAGAACUCUUCGCGUUAAGGCACCGUAUAAAUCUGAGUUCAGACCUGCUAAUAACACCUGACUUCUACUGGGACAGAGAAAAACUGGAAGAGCUUUAUGACAAGACUUGUCAGUUUCUUAACAUUAAUCGCAGAGUUAAGGUAAUGAAUGAAAAGCUUCAGCACUGCAUGGAGCUGACAGACCUAAUGCGAAAUCACCUGAAUGAAAAGCACGCUCUACGCCUCGAGUGGAUGAUAGUAAUACUCAUCACCAUAGAGGUUGGUGGGGUUUUUUUCCACUGUCACACUGAAAAUGUAAUAACAAGUUCAAUUUAUAUAUCUCAUAAUUUGAGAAUCAAGAUUAUUUUAUUUAUGUACUGUACAAGUAGAUUAGUCUUCAGUUCUUUGCAAGUAACUUGUGAAUUGCAGCUAUAGUUAUUUUUCAGAUUACUCGUUUACAGUGUAAGCUGUUUUAAGGAUCAUUAAAUCAAAUAAAAA
This is a messenger RNA of Harpia harpyja (harpy eagle), 1739 nucleotides long. RefSeq names its product required for meiotic nuclear division 1 homolog (gene RMND1). The coding region runs from base 204 to 1676 and encodes 490 amino acids. Gene Ontology annotation, biological process: positive regulation of mitochondrial translation. The record is from RefSeq and is a predicted model, not a curated record. NCBI's taxonomy places the organism in Eukaryota, Metazoa, Chordata, Aves, Accipitriformes, Accipitridae. The transcript has 11 exons.